AACCACCAAUCUGCCACUCGCAGAGCCCUCACCGCGCCAUAUAAGAAGGUCCGACGUUCCCAGUCCAAGUCGCCACAUGGUUACUUGAGUCGAGCAGCCGAGGCAGCUCUAUCAAACACGUCAGCCAGCCGCGUCGGACGCGGUCGGCCCAGCAUGGCUAGCAUCGUCGCUCGCUCCUUCACACAUUUCCGCAGGCGGACAGAGUCGACGGAGAUGCCCUCGACACCGGCCAAUGAGCAUGCAGGAUGGAUAGACGAUGAGAUCUGUGCCAACUGUGGAAGCGCAGUCCAAGGUGCCAGGCUCUACUGUUCCGACGCCUGCAGGGAGGGGGAUGCUCAACCACGCAGUGGUCAGCACCUCGCUUGCGGGUCCAUUGGAGCGGAGCAAGAAGGAUCUCCUGCCGCUCUGGCCGUGGCUGGUCCCAGCAUUCUGUCAGCUGCCAACGCAGCGACAGUCUCACCGGCGACUAGGCCAUCUCAUCUGCACAGCGCUGACUCGUCUGCGCCAGCACUCGCCAAACGCGACGGUAGGCCUGCAGCUGCUGACGAGUUCGAGCACAAGUUUCGCUACCCAUGCCCGCCCUCACCUCAUUUCCUGGCUCGCUACAAGACAUCGGCUUUGACAUCGCCAGCUCUGACGGCCUUGGAGAGAAGCUUGCCGCGUGGAUCCGAAGCGCUGGACGAUGUCGCAGACACUACAUCAGCCUCAAUCUCCUCAAGCGACGACAGCGUUUCAGCCGUCGCUGAUCGAGCACAAAAUAGGAGGAGCUCAUCGCGCAGCACCUUCUCAUCAGCGUCUGACAACUUUUCAACGGUGCCAAGCACACCGUCUCCCGCAGUGUGUGCGCAGGAUGACGACUUGGACGACUUUGAGCCUUCCUCUCUUGUGCUCCCGCCCAGCGUCAAGCCUGCCAGCACAGUGCUGCUCAAGUCUGCUUCUAGAGACAAGGCGACCGUUCAAAACUCCCCCGCCCUUGUUGCGCAGCAGCAUGUGGCACCCUCAUCGGCUGCCAUUUCGCCAAGUCUCUCGCGAAAGUCGCCGUCUUCUCAUCACGCAACACCAAAAUCGCCUCCAGCUUCCUCGUCUGCGACCUCGACGGCCACCAUGCGCUACGCAAGAAGGCCAAGCAGGACCAAUCUUCCUCCGCCCGUUCUCUUCACCUCACCGGCGUUGACUGCAGUACAGCGUGUCGCAAGCAAGGCUAGCCCCGCCGACGCAGCCCUGCGAAAAGAACAGCGUACCAUCAAGCGCAAGUCUCUCGCCGACGUGGAAAAUCUCGUCGCUCAAUCUGCAAUGCCUCAGACCCAAAAGCCAACGGGUCGGCGCGCCUCCAUAAAGAUGGACACCUUCACCUCGCCAAUCAUGUUUGCUCGACGUUCUUCCACAUCGACCGCAGCGACUUCGGACGUUACCGUCAAUGCGAUGCCUAUGCUUACGGGCAAGCCUGGGUCCAAAAGCCCGGAUCAAAGCGUCUCGGCAGCCAGCUCGGCAGGAAAGACAUUGCGCGCUAUGUCGCCUCAGACGCCAACUAGGGCACUGGCCGGCGUCGUUUGUGGGCGUCCAGGGGAUUUUUGCUCGCGCAGAUGCCGAGGUCCAAACACGAACCGCGUUCCCUUGGAGUCGAAUCCCUCCAGCUGGAAUCCGACUUUCUCGCGGGAAAGGAGAUCUACUGUGUCUCCUGAGCCGGUCCUUGGACGUCCUGUCAGGCCCAAGGCGCACGGUGAAGGGCACAUACACAGCGCUCGCGCGGGCCUUUCAGGACCUAUGGAAGAGAGCCAAGACGAUCUUAUCACUCCCGGCAAGCCUCAACUGUCUGCACGUGCGGCCAAGGCUGGCCUGUUCAUGACUCCAGCAUUGAAGCCUGCGACUAGUACUGCUGAGGCAGUCGCGCAACAGGCUGCACAGCGUGAAAAUGCGCCCGCAGGGCUCGCUAGCUCAUCAUCCGCCGAGAAGCUGGAGAGCUACAGCAGGAAUCAACGCGCUUCCUAUCGACGCCCCUCCUCUCCGCCCGCCAGAGGCCGGUCGCAUGCGCGAGGACAGAGCAGCACAGCUCGUCGCAGCCCCAGUCCCAAGCGCUUGAAUGCUCGGCGAGGAGUUUCUGAGGAUUCCUUCUCUUCCCGAAUGAGCAUGUCAAGUACAACACGCGGGUCGCGACAGCUUUCAGCGGAGCGCUCGGAGCCAAGCACCGAGCGAGGUCGUACCUCCACAGUUCGCACGCGCGGUGAACUCAGAUCAGCUUCGCCUUCGGUCGAGACCCAUCAGGAUUCUGUCAAAGAGAGAAGAGGCCGAAGCCCGACUGCUCGUCAAUCGUCUGUCUCAGCUCGACGCGACUCGCGUCGUCGGACGUCAGCAAAUCGCGAUAUCAAAGUCGAGCCUGGCCAGGAUCUGGUCAACUUCAAAACGUCAGCAUCGACGGUGAGCCUGCCCGGUCCUAAGGCGCCUUUGCGGUCGAUUGACUCGGUGGCCGAACAAGGCUACGACGAUGUCGAUCUCGAAUUGGAGUGAACACGUCGCAUUCUGGCCUCGAUCAUCACAUCCGGACGCACCCAACCCGUGCCAUCACACAUCCUUUCCCAGCACUGCAUUUCCCCAUCAUCUUACCUCUUUCAAA
Molecule: messenger RNA, 2611 nt
Organism: Ceraceosorus guamensis
Lineage: Eukaryota; Fungi; Basidiomycota; Exobasidiomycetes; Ceraceosorales; Ceraceosoraceae
Exons: 2
Coding region: 154-2505 (783 amino acids)
Source: RefSeq, a predicted model, not a curated record